GUGGAGGUGACUAUUCUCUGUAGGUCCAUCCCGUGGCCAGAGCCUUCCCCCAGGGCAGGGGCAAACGGCCCCUCCAGGAGGGAGCCGGAAGUUUAGGCAGCUCCAUGUAGGUCCACGUUUAGGUGAAGAGAACCCACCAUGAGGAAGGGCAAAAGGAAGAAGCCAGAGUCCAGACGCCGUGGCUCCACCCCACAGCAGGCCAGCUCCGAGGCCACCCCACAGCAGGCCAAUUCCGAGGCCACCCCACAGCAGGCCAGCUCUGAGGCCAUCCCACUGCACACCAGCUCUGAGUCCACCUCGCAGCAGCCCAGCCCGGGAUCCACCCCGCAGCCCAGCUCUGAAUCCACCCCCCAACCGCCUGCACCCCAGGCUGUCCCAGCUCCCGAAACCAACCCCCUCACCCGGAGCCUGGUGCCUCAGGACACUAACACAAAAGCAUCCUCUCGAUCCAGGAAAACAGGGUCUCUGACUCGUGCGGGCCCACGAGCCUUCUGUUCCUGUUCCUCUUGCCCUGGCAGCUCUGCUUGCUGGCGUCGCCUGGGCCUGUGUCACAGCCGCAUCUUUGAUGUCCUCCUUCCUCGGGCCUGGCCGACCAUGCCAGGGAGAGGAUCCCCAAGCCUCCUCACUUUCUACAGAAAACCUACAAGAAAACACUCAAGUCAUCGUAAUUCGCGUGCUCCGAGCUCUCAGGACUGCUGCUGUGGCUCUGGGGGCCCUAGGAGCUGCGUAUUACAUCAUUGAAUCCUUGUGAAUACACCCCCCAGGCCCGUAGUCCAGCAGAUUUUAUUUAUUCAUGAGAGACACAGAGGGAGAGGCAGAGACACAGGCAGAUGGAGAAGCAGGCUCCCUGCAGAGAGCUCGAUGUGGGACUCGAUCCCAGGACUCCAGGAUCAUGACCUGAGA
Canis lupus familiaris (dog) is the source of this 903-nucleotide messenger RNA. RefSeq names its product spermatogenesis associated 3 (gene SPATA3). Lineage: Eukaryota; Metazoa; Chordata; Mammalia; Carnivora; Canidae. Bases 139 to 741 code for a protein of 200 amino acids. The record is from RefSeq and is a predicted model, not a curated record. The transcript is spliced from 4 exons.